This is a messenger RNA of Arabidopsis thaliana (thale cress), 979 nucleotides long. RefSeq names its product homeobox leucine zipper protein. The transcript is spliced from 2 exons. NCBI's taxonomy places the organism in Eukaryota, Viridiplantae, Streptophyta, Magnoliopsida, Brassicales, Brassicaceae. Gene Ontology annotation, biological process: regulation of DNA-templated transcription. Gene Ontology annotation, molecular function: nucleic acid binding; RNA binding. The coding region runs from base 54 to 671 and encodes 205 amino acids. The record is from RefSeq and is marked reviewed.
UUCUAUAUUUUCAAAGGUAGAAAAAAAUUGAAGUGACACAGCGAAGUUCGAGUAUGAGCCGCAAGAGAGAUAAACCCUACACAAACCGUCACACACCGGCGCGAAUUUCGAAACGCCGGCGACCAUGGGCGCCUUCGUCAUCGGAGCACGAUGAGAUUAUCGACAAACCGAUCACCAAACCUCCGCCGCCACCGGCGUUGGUAGUUAUGGGACUUCCCGCCAACUGUUCAGUUCUGGAGCUAAAAUCUCGAUUCGAGAUCUACGGUUCAAUCUCCCGAAUCCGAAUCCAUAAAGACGGAAUUGGCUCCGUUUCGUAUCGAACCGCCGAGUCAGCAGAAGCCGCCAUUGCUGGUAGUCACGAGCCUUCUUUCGGUAUCUCCAUCGAUUCCAAAAAGUUGGAGGUGGUUUGGGCGACGGAUCCAUUGGUGAAGUGGAAGGAAGGUGUGACGGCGGGAGAAGGAAAGGAGAGAACGUCGUCGUUUUCGUCGAAGCUUUUACGACCUGUGAUGCCUUUGAGAAAACAUGGGAGAAGCAGUAGGUUAGCGUCAGCUAUUGUUAAUCCGAGAAGUGAUAAUACUAAAGGAAUUAGUGGAGAUGGAGGGAUAUCAUCUCCGGCGACGACAAGUGAAGUUAAACAGAGAAAUAUAGUAACCUACGACGAUAUCGUUUAACACCAUUCUACUACAAUUAUAGUAACUUUGAUUCUUUUACAUAUUUUGGCAAUUUUAUGAGUUUAGCUAAUCCUGUUGGUAAUCUCAGUUGUCGAAUGUUGUGAAAUGAGUUGAGUUUUGUUUAUUUGUAUGAUUGUAACUUAUAAGAAAGAGAAGGAUUCCAAAAUGGGUAGAAGAUUCAAACUCAACCGGCAAGUAAAAAUCGACAAAAAUUCUUAAUCCGGUUACUGGUUUGGUUGAUUUUUCAUUGCCAUAAGCAAGCCAUACGUUUGUGGACGUGCUAAUAGUUGAUGCUAGUCUCCGUACAG